AUGAAAUGGAUAGUAAUAACACUUAUAUUUCUCGAAUAUGUUUUCGCAUUACCAGAUCAAUCACAAUCAUGUAUCACUAAUAUCAACGUACCAUUCACAGGUUAUAAAAUAGAAUAUCAAUUAAAUUUAAAAUUAUUGAAAGGAACAUAUCAUUUAUUAUAUUGUAAUGAUAACAAAUUAAUAUAUGAUUUGAAUUUAAAUGAAUCUAUACCAUGGACAAAACCUUUGAUUCAUAAUAAUAAAGAUGUUAAUUCACUCACAACGGAUAAGACUAAUUUGGUCAUGGCCAGACGAAAAUCGUUUGUUUUAAGAGAUAUACCUAUUUUUUUACCGAAUACUUUAGUUGGAUCAAUAUUUUUCCAGAAUAGUCCCAUAUUCGAAGAGAUAAAGUAUCAAAAUUAUACAAUCAAUAGUCAUUUCAAAUCAAUGCCGUUACUAGCCUCAAACUUCUUGAGAAAUUGGUGUGAACUAAAUUAUAAAUUAAAUUUCAUAUACCAUGUACCUAUAUUAACUACUCCAAAUAUUGACUCAAAGUUCUAUGAAUUCAGAAAUGAUAAGAAUAAUCAAUUUUUGGCUCAGAGUGUUAGUAGUGAUUGGAAUAAGUAUAUUUCAAUAAAUGAGAAUUACAAUUUCAAAAUUCAUGAUUCAAGAAAAUUUGUGAGACAAAGUUUUGAUUCCUGUUUGAACAAAAUAAAUAAUUUGAUAACAAAUCAGAAAGUAUUAGACAUAAGCGAAAAGUUUAAAAAUUCAAAAUUGAUUGCAAAGGUCGAGCAUUUAUACUUAAACUUGGUGUUUGUUUCAAAAUUGUUAACACAAUUGCAGUUCAAUAGUUUACUCAUUAAAAUAGAUAAAUUUUUAAACAGCAUAUAA
Messenger RNA from Lodderomyces jiufengensis, 870 nucleotides. RefSeq lists its product as uncharacterized. NCBI's taxonomy places the organism in Eukaryota, Fungi, Ascomycota, Pichiomycetes, Serinales, Debaryomycetaceae. The record is from RefSeq and is a predicted model, not a curated record. Bases 1 to 870 code for a protein of 289 amino acids. The transcript has a single exon.